AUGGUGUUAGCAAAGUCAAAGAAUGCCGUGGGACUGGGCAACAGUCUCAUGAAUGACCGAUUCGGCAGGGGAAAGUCCUCAAGCCAGAAGAAGGCUUCCCACAAUGCUAUUGCGCGCAAAGGCGUGAACGGCGAGACCUAUAUCACCAACGAGGCUCAGGAAGCAUCAUGGGUCAAGAUGCGCUCCAUCACCGAGCAGGCUGCCCUCGAUGAAUUCCUUAGCACUGCAGAGCUGGCAGGAACCGAUUUCACCGCCGAAAAAAUCAACAACGUCAAGAUUAUUCAUUCCGAUCAGAAGAACCCUUUCCUCCUGACCGCGACCGAGGAGAAGAACAAAGUCAAGAAGCAUCUGAAGAAUAGGGGAAAGUUGACGGUGCCGAGACGGCCGAAAUGGGAUUCUUCGACUACACCCGCGCAGUUGGAAAAGAUGGAGCGCGAGAGUCUUUUAGACUGGCGUCGCGGAUUGGCGGAACUUCAGGAGCAUCAUGAUCUGCUCAUGACUCCCUUCGAGCGAAACUUGGAGGUCUGGCGCCAGUUGUGGCGUGUUAUUGAGCGAUCCGAUCUUGUCGUGCAGAUUGUCGAUGCGCGUAACCCUCUUCAGUUCCGUUCCGAGGAUCUGGAGAACUAUGUUAAGGAGAUUGACUCGCGGAAGAAGAACCUUCUGCUCGUGAAUAAGGCAGAUAUGUUGAGUCUUACGCAGCGAGAGGCUUGGGCCCAGUACUUCGAGGAGAACAACAUUAACUUCCGAUUCUUCUCUGCCCAUCUCGCCAAGGAGAAGAUGGAGCUUGAGAUGCUGCUGGAGGAACAGUCAGACAGCGAGGAUGAUUCUCAACUGACCAAGUCGGCGAAGAAGCUGGCCUUGGAUGAAGCCGAAGAGGACUCUAGUGAGGAAGACGAGGAGGCUCUGGCUAGGCUCGCCGACCCCGAUCAGUCUCUCGGUCCGCACAUUCUGGAUGUGGACGAGCUUGAAGCGCUCUUCCUAGCCAACGCCCCUGAUGCUCUCCCUCAGGAAGGAGACGCGGACGGACGUAAGCAGAAGACCACCAUUGGUCUCGUCGGUUACCCCAACGUGGGUAAGUCCAGUACAAUCAACGCCCUCCUGGGAGCCAAGAAGGUGUCCGUCUCUGCCACCCCCGGUAAGACCAAGCAUUUCCAGACAUUGUACCUCUCUCCCGAGAUCAUGCUCUGCGAUUGUCCCGGUCUGGUAUUCCCCAAUUUCGCCUCUACCAAGGCCGACUUGGUCGUCAACGGUGUGCUGCCCAUCGACCAGCAGCGUGAGUUCACCGGUCCCGCCGGCCUUGUCGCGAAGCGUAUCCCCAGACACUUCAUGGAGAAUGUGUACGGCGUGAAGAUCCCCAUCCGACCUAUCGAGGAGGGCGGCACUGGUAUUCCCACUGCUAGUGAGAUCCUCCGAGCCUACGCUCGUGCCCGUGGUUUCUCCACUUCCGGUCUGGGCCAGCCCGAUGAGUCUCGUGCUGCUCGUUACAUUUUGAAGGACUUUGUGAACGGAAAGCUCCUCUACGUGCACCCACCUCCCACCCCAGAGGGCGAGCCCGUCGCCGACCCGAACGAGUUCAACCAGGAACUCUAUGACAUCGCCCAUCUUCCCGCCAGACGUCAGGCCAUCCUCGCCAAGGCUAACCUUGCCGUCGAAGCCGACUUCGAUUCGGAAGUUGGUUCUCUUGCCUCCGCACAGAUUGAGACUCACGAUCUUCCGGGCGCACGCUCUCGUAACAUCGAUACCGGUUUCUUCGGUACAGCCACUGGCCCGUCUGCCGGUCGCAUGAGUGUUCCCUUCCAGCACAAGUACACGGAACAGGGCCAGCAGAUGCGCAAGAACCUCACCGGUCGCAAGGAGCGUAUGAUGAUUGCUAUGGAGCGCGGCAUUGAUGUCUCCGAGGUGAAGAGCGGCAGCUCCAAGAAGCAUUUCAAGGGUAACAAGAAGCGAGCCAAGGGCAAGCGCAACACUCCUGAGAAUGACGACUACAACUAA
Penicillium atrosanguineum is the source of this 1992-nucleotide messenger RNA. RefSeq names its product ribosome biogenesis GTPase LSG1. The record is from RefSeq and is a predicted model, not a curated record. Lineage: Eukaryota; Fungi; Ascomycota; Eurotiomycetes; Eurotiales; Aspergillaceae. Gene Ontology annotation, cellular component: cytosol. Gene Ontology annotation, molecular function: GTP binding; GTPase activity. The transcript has a single exon. Gene Ontology annotation, biological process: ribosomal subunit export from nucleus. The coding region runs from base 1 to 1992 and encodes 663 amino acids.